AUGACAGGGCCAUUGGCAUCGUUUGCACGAACGCGGCCUGGUGCGCAGGACGAUGAAGUGCUUGCGUCGAUGUAUGCGGACUUGAGUGGGCCGCAAGCGAGCGAUCCCGCCUCGUUCCGCUCGCGCGUGGCAUGGUGGCGCGAUACGCUCGCGGAGGCGAGUUGGCAGGCCGUGGAAGGCGCUGGGAGCGUGCUCGUAGCCCACAUGGACGACCACACGUCGACGCGGUGGGCUAGUCCGCAGAUCGGACGGCCGGUAUGCCUGUCGAUCGUCGUAGACACACUCGCACAGCAAGGCGAGUACGUUCGUGUGAACGAGUUUCUUACGCGGCCGGCCGCGCGUGGAUGGACACAGACCUUGCGUACCUACGUCGUGCGCCCCGCAUGGCGAUGGCUUACAGCGCGGGACGAAGAGGAUGACGAGGCUACGUGGCCGAAGAUCGUAGGCGACUGGGUCAUUCGCGCCAAUGUCGAGCGCGCGGCGCAUCUGUACUUGGCCCAAUGCGCCACGCCCACGAGUCUGGUGGAUGCGGUCAUGACGCAGGCGGAUCUGGAGGCGCAGAUACGUACGCUCACGACGCACGACGGCCAAGUGCUCCCAUGGACACCCACGGACAUCCGCCUCUUAUGCACGUACUUGGAGCGCGAUGCCAAGGCCCUGGUCCGCCAGGACGAUACGAUAAAGUGGAUUCAUCACACGACGUUCACACCGACGAUCGGCGAGCAGGAACAUGGCAUCAUGGAGCUGAAGCGGGCGCAAAAGCAACUGUCGCAGCAGAUUGACACGUUGGAAUCGCGCUUGGACAACGCACGCGCGUCCCUCCAGCGCGCCGUGCAGACCAAGCAGCCGGAAAGCGUCGCACUCUCGUACUUGCGCACGAAGAAACAGAUGGAAGAGCUGCUGACCAAGCGCGUAGGCGCCUUGCAAACCGUCCAGCAGCUGCUUGUCAAGCUCGAGCAGGCCGUGGGCGACGCUGCGAUCAUGCAGACGUACGAGACGUCGGCCAAGACGCUGCGUGCCAUUCUCUCCGAUCCGGCCCUGCAGCAGGACCGCGUCGAGAAGACUAUGGACGCGCUCUCAGACGCCCUCGCCAUGCAGGACGACGUACAGACGGCUAUGACCACCGCUGCGCCGCCCACCGACAUCGACGAAGACGAGCUCGCAGCCGAGCUGGAGGCCUUGACGAUCGAGAAGCAGCAGGAGCAGGAGCAGGCGCAGGAGCAGGCGCAGGCGCAGGAGCCAGCAGCGACGACGCUGCCGUCGGCGCCACAGCAUACGCCAGCAUCCGCGACGCGUGUCUCGCACAAAGAGCUUGUCUAUGAAAACAGUGCAUGA
Molecule: messenger RNA, 1335 nt
Organism: Malassezia pachydermatis
Lineage: Eukaryota; Fungi; Basidiomycota; Malasseziomycetes; Malasseziales; Malasseziaceae
Product: snf7-domain-containing protein
Exons: 2
Coding region: 1-1335 (444 amino acids)
Biological process (GO): late endosome to vacuole transport via multivesicular body sorting pathway; vesicle budding from membrane
Cellular component (GO): multivesicular body; ESCRT III complex
Source: RefSeq, a predicted model, not a curated record